Molecule: messenger RNA, 9217 nt
Organism: Aedes albopictus (Asian tiger mosquito)
Lineage: Eukaryota; Metazoa; Arthropoda; Insecta; Diptera; Culicidae
Product: zinc finger protein 91
Exons: 4
Coding region: 308-2392 (694 amino acids)
Biological process (GO): regulation of transcription by RNA polymerase II
Cellular component (GO): chromosome
Molecular function (GO): chromatin insulator sequence binding
Source: RefSeq, a predicted model, not a curated record
UAAAUUCACGGUAAAACACACUAAAAUCGUAUUACUCAACCAUGUCUCCGCGAGUCUAUGGAAUCUAUAGUGUCUAUAGUCCAGAUCGACUACGCAGAGAAAAGUUUUCUCCGUUUUUCUCUGUGAGAUACUCGCGAUCAGCUUUUUGGUGGUUUUUAUUUUAACGUGUAUCGUCGUGUUGUUUUUAUUUCGAGGAGAGUCGCGCAUCAAACAAAACUUUUGUGUCACAAAACAAAACAGUGUCGUUUCCUGCGUUUAUUUCAAAGUUUUCAGUGAAAAAAUCGAAAAAAUUGUUUAUUCUCGCAAAAUGAAAUGCACCUUGUGCAAGAAAAGUUCCUCAAAACUGGUAACGUACCGCCUGUGCGACUGUUGCUCGGAACGGGUGGAGCACGGUUGCCGGGAGGCGAUCUUUUUCGUUUCUAACGAGCAGUCCACCGCAGCGGCUGCUGCUGCUGCUGUCCGGAAGGUGGAAUGCGACAUCUGUCUGGAACCGGUCCUGAAGGAGAACCUGGAGCAGCAUCGGGAGUUGUGCUGCGUCAGUCGGACAGUGUUCCGGUGCACGAUAUGCGAUGCGGACUACCAACACAAGACGGGACUGUGGGAGCAUCUCACGUCGCAUGAGAUUCACGAUGAAACUAAAGAGGAACACGCUCAGGAAACGAAUGUGAUGUACGACUUCCACAAAUGUGCACUAUGUGAAGAUCAACGAGUUUAUCGGGAGAGUUUCUACUGGAAACACAUUCACGAAGAUCAUGAUGGAUUCUUCCUUAAAUGUUUGGAUUGCGACGAAAACUUCCGUUCACUUAAGCUUCAGGAUGAUCAUUAUAAGAACCAUUGUAAGGCCAGACAAAGAACACCCGAACUAGAUGCCGAGCGAGACGAGGAGCGAUAUGAGGACACAUUUUUUCAAGAAAGUGAACAAAGUCCUUUGUCACAAAAUGUAAACCUUGAGCUUGAUAAUCAAAGCGACCAGUCGACAUCGUCUUCAUCAGCCAACGAUACGUGCCCAGACUGUGGAACUGAAUUGGGAAAGCGCACAGCGACUCAUUACUGCGAAGUCGACCGUCAGACAGUACAAGACGAACAAUCGGAUUCUUCAGUGCACGUCCAUAAGCAAUGUUCGGAUUGUGGACGUAAAUUCCGAAAGCUCACAACCUAUGCCAGGCACAUUUGUGAAGCCGAAACGAAAGUACAAAACUCCGUGGAAGCGAAUGAAAGUUCCGGUGGCGAGAAGCCACCUAACCCUCCUCAAUGCUCGUAUUGUAAGCGUAUUUACAAAGACUACGACAGCAUGAUGCUCCACGUGCGAACGUUUCACAAAAAAGCACGGUGCACCAUUUGCGGUUUGGUGUUUAAGAAUUACUGUUCGGUCAAAGAACAUAAACGAACGGUUCACGCCGAACGUGUCGAGUGUUCAAUCUGUAAGCAAAUGUUCAAGAAAACAAGCAUUAAAAAUCACUUGAAAUCGCACAAAAAGGCAAGUCAUCUGUGUCCGGAGUGUGGAGAGGUGUUCAAAUCAGCUCACAAUUUGAAGGUGCACAUCGGACGCUUUCACACUCCGGGUAAGGAACCGUUAAUGAAGCGCUUCGUGAGAAAAAAGAGUAAAAAUCGCAUAAUUAACGAUGACACGCUUGCGAAUGAAAAUCCUUUGUCACAAAAUGUAAACCUUGCACUUGAUAAUCAAAACGAACAGUCGAAAUUGUCCUCAUCGGCCCACGAUGCGUGCCCAGACUGUGGAAUUGGAUUGGGAAAGCGUACAGCUACUCAUUUCUGCGAAGUCGGCCGUCAAACACUGCAAGAUGAACAAUCGCACAAGAAAUGUUCGGAUUGCGGACGUAAAUUCCGAAAGCUCACAACCUAUGCUAGCCACAUUUGUGAAGCCAAAACGAAAGUAAAAAUCUCCAUGGAAGCGAAUGAAAGUGCCGGUGGCGAGAAGCCACCGAGCCCACCUCAAUGCUCGUAUUGUAAGCGUAUUUACAAAGAUUACGACAGUAUGAAGUUGCACGUGCGAACGUUUCACAAAAAAGCACGAUGCACCAUUUGCGGUUUGGUAAUGAAGAAUUACUCUACGGUCAAAGAGCAUAAACUAACGGUUCAUACCGAACGUGUCGAGUGUCCAAUUUGUAAGCAGACGUUCAGGAGAACAAGCUUAAAAAAUCACGUGAAAACGCACAAUAAGGCAAGCCAUCUGUGUCUGGAGUGUGGAGAGGUGUUUAAAUCUGGCCACGCUUUGAAAUUGCACACCCGACGCUUCCAUACUCCGGGUAAGGAACCGUUCAAGGAGCGGAUCGUUAGAAAGAAGAGUAAAAAUCGCAUAGUUAACGACGGGAUGCCUGCGGAUGAAAACUUGAAAUCAGAAGGAGGUUUCUUAGAAAGCUUUGGUAAUCUUUAGGAAGACAGGAACUACGGGAACUACCGCGUUUUCUUUCAUGUACAUAAGAUUACCAAUUAAAAACAAAAUGCCAUUUCUUUUGAAUACAUGUUGCUGCUGUUGCUUUUUAUGAUGAACAUUUCUUGUUUAGAUUUCUAGUUUUGGAUAAACAUUGGGAAUAUUUUGCUCGUUUUGAAACAAAAACAGCGAAAACAUCAAUUUGAGCUAUCAGUUGAAAGACGACAAAACAGAAGAAGCACAGAAUACACUGUAGAAUUCUCAGUUCCAUGCAGUGGCGUAGCAAGGAGGGGUGCGGAGGUGCGGUCCGCACCGGGCCCCCGAAUUCAAGGGGCCUCCAAAUCAGUGAAGGUUUUUUACACUAGUUUGAAUAAAGUUUUUUAAAUAGCGAAAGUUUGCUACAAUUAUAAGUUCAAUACUUGCAGAUCUGCUGAAGGGUUUGUAGGGGCCCCUUCGUGAGAUUUUGAAAUGGGCACACAGAUGACUUAUUUGAAGUCCUUUUUUUUCGAUGAUUGCUCUUUGUACCGACAGGGGUCCCAAAAUACAAGAAAAAAUGUACCAGAAAUCAAAAUAUAAUUUUACGAAAUUCAGUACCGAUAUGGAAGUAAAACUCAUGAGCAUAAUGAAAAUGUCCCUGAUACUUAUCCCAACCACAGGACCAAACAUAGCUGUUUACUUAGCUUAGGAUAGCAGUUGAAAUUCAGAGGUCUUAUUUAUUAAAGUUAAGAUCUGAACAUAUGUCACAUGAAAACUGUAAUAACAAAAGUUUGUGGAUAAGUUUUACUCUCGUAUAAAAAAUGCAAUCAACUUAUUCCAACUAUUUCAUCAAGUAUUUCUUUCUACAUAUUCCUUGAAGGGUUUCUGCGGGAAUACCUUCAGUAAAGGUCCUUGUCUCUGGGGAUAUCUUUCACGAUUUAUCUGGAGUUACAUCAGGAGCUCUACAAAAAUUCCUCUAAGAUUAACUUCAGAACUUUUUUCAGGGAUUACUCCAGAAGUUCAUCUAAGUAUUGAUUUAGGAAAGCUUACAAUGAUGCAUUCCUUCAGGAACUUCUCCAAGCAUUUCUACAGGAACUUCUCAAGAAAUCCUUCAGGAAUUCCUUCAAAGAUUUUUUCAGGAAUUUCUUCAAACAUUCGUUCAGGAAUACCUCUUUGAAUUCCUUCAUAAAAUCCUACAACCCAUAGCUCGAUGUGAUUUUGAUGAGUUAUUCAAAAAUCUAAUGAAUAUCGCACGAAUAGCUCAAAGUGAUAUGAUAUCAGUUUGUGUUCUUGUCGAAAUAGCUGAAAAUUUCUACAUAAGAGCAAGUUUAGCUCUACUGCACGAAAUGAAACACAUACACCCAUAGAGAUGGCUCAAUGUUAGUGAAAUGCCAUGUGCCCCUUUCUGAGCUGUGGAAAAGAAGAACCGCAUGCUCUUAUUUCCAUGUUAUUUACAACAGCGAGCCACAGUUGAGUGGUAAGCAUCGCCGCCUGUGAAUCCUAAGGUCGUAGGUUCGAUGCUGGAUGCUGACAUUUUUUUUUAUUUUUUUGUGUCAAAUCUUGUCUGCUAUUGUUUUGAUCUUGUAAUAUCUUAAAGAGUUAUUAUUGAGUAGUUCACUAUAAUAGUUUUUGCUAUUAUUUCUGUUCUUUUACCUCUUAUAUCAAUCAAACCAAUAUCAGUUUUUGCUCUUCAGUAAUUCAAUCAAUCAUAACUGAAUAUGCUAUUCAUCAGAUUUUUCCACCUACUCGGGAUGAAGUCCUUAAUCCCUCAGAUGAGCUUUAAGAAAUAAUCUUGUAGGAGUACCUCAUGAAAAAUAUUUUUCAUGAAUUUCGGAGAUCACGCUUGGAGCCAUACCUGAAUGAAUCCUUGGAAGAUUUUCUAAAGAAAUUGUGGAGGUAUUCCCGAAGGAAUUCUUGUAGAAAUGUUUGCAUGAAUUUUUGGAGGAAUUUCUAAUAGAAUCUUUGUCUUGAUGAAUUUCAAGACGUAUUCGGAAAGAAUCAUUGGGUUGAUUUUGCAGGUAUCUUUGAUGACAUUCUUGAAGGAUUACUACAGUACAAGGAGUAGCUUGAGGAUUUAGGUAAAGAAUUCCUAGAGAAAUUUUGAAGGCAAAGAGAUUUUUGGAAGAACUAAUGAUGACAUGACUAUUAUUUCUCUAAGAAAUCAAUGGCGGAAACCUCAAUGAAUUCCUCUCAAAUUCUUUGGAGCAAAUCGAAAAAUAAAAGAGAUCCUGUAUAUUUGGGGAUGCAUGUGUUCAUACUUGUAGGAUUAUCUGAAGGAAAAUUUUAAAAAAUCCUUGAACGAAUCUUUGUAUUGUAGCUUGAAAAAAAAAAUCCUUGUAGAAAAAGAUUAAAUUUUCACUGAACUUCCAUAAAAGAUUAUUGAACGAAAUGUAAAAAAAGGACUUGAAAAAUUCGCAUGAGGAAUCUUUGGUCGAUUUUCUACAGCAAUUUUUGGAGGAAUUCUUACGAAAUCCCUGCAGGUAGAAUUAAAGAAAUGCUUGAACAAAUUCUUUAGAAAUCCUUUGAAGGACUUCAAGUAAAACCAUUUGAGGCAUUGCAAAAAGAAAUUCUUGGAGAAAUUUCUUAAAAAAAGAAUUCCUAACGGAUUCUUCUCCAAAAUUGCUGAAGUGAUUAUGUGCGGUAGCCCCAAAAUAAUCAUUUGUGGAAUUCUUAAAAAAACUUUUUAUAGUAUUCAUGGGAAUACAUUUAUUUAAAGAAAUUGCUUCAGAAACGCAAGGAGGAGUUUGUAGCAACUUUCGAAAGAAAUCUUAGAGAAAUUUGUAAAGAAGUCCUUGAAGUAAUUCCUAGAUAAAUCGUAAAAUAUAUUCAAGAAAAAGUUCUUGGAGUUCCUCACUUGGAACAAAUGCAUCAUGAAAUCGUAAGAAUCAUUUUUAAAAGUUUUGUGAAGGGAAUCUGGACGAAACUGGUGUUCCUGAUGGAAACCUUGUAAGAAUACCUGAAGGAUUCAUUAAAAGAAUCACAGUAGAAUUUUCUGGAGGAAUUUCUGUGAAAAUUCUGGAAGGAAUUUUUUUUUAUUACAAUUUCUGAUGCAUUUCUUCGGAAAUUUCUUUUGGAUUUUUUUUUUCACCAAUUACUUUGAAAAUCCGUGCAGCAAUUCGUUAAGGAAUAUCUUAAUCUCUUCAGCAAAUACUCUAAAAAUUAUCUUCGGAAAUUCCUUUGGGAAUUCCCUAAGGAUUUUUUUUUCUGAUUUCAUUCUGCAUUAUUUCUAGAAAAUUUCUGUGGCUAUUAUUUUGGAAACUGUUUCAGCUAUUGUGUCGAAAAUUGAGUGCGCUAUCCCUUUGGUAAAAAUUCUCAAGCUUUUUUAGGAUCUCUGUUAGAAGUAUCAUUGAAAAUUUCUGCGGCAAAUCUAUUGAGAAAUUGUUAAGCAAUUCCUUUGAAAACUUCUUUAAUGAACUCUCGGCAAUGCUUCUGCAAUGACUUUACGAACUUCAGAUUCUUAUUUCUACGGAAAUUUCUUUAAAAAUUUUGUCUGCAACCUUUUGCUGUUUUUUUACUAUUCAUUUGAAAAAUUAUCUGAUAAUUACUUUGGGAAUAAUUUUAACACUCUUUUGGAAACUUCUUCGCCAAUUCAUAUGGAAAUUGAUUGGUUUAUUCAUUUGGCAUUUUUUUCGGCAAUUCCUUUGGAAUUUGUUUUGGUAGUUCUUUUGAUAAUUUUUCGGCAAUUAUAUUCGAAAUUGAUUUUAGUUAUGUUUUUUGAAGUUUCAAUAUUCUUUGGGAAAUUGUUUUGGAAAUUUAUCAGGAAACUCCUGCGGGAUUUCAGCAAUUUUAUUGAAAGUUUCACCGGCAGCCCCUUUGCUAAUAUGCCUGAAAUUUACGUUUGUUUUUAUUUCAAUAGUUCCUUUAGAAAUACAUUCGACAGGUACUUUGAAAAUUCCUUAGUCAAUUCGAUUGACUGACUCCGGUAAUUCCUCAAAAAAUUCCUUUGGUAAUUCCUCUGGAUUUUUUUUUUCAUAAUUCUUCACGGAAUUACGUCUGUUAUGCAGCUGGUUUUUGUCUGGUUUUGCAGUUCUAUGAGAUACACUCUUGCGAAAUAAAAAAAAUCCAAGAAUUUAAAACGGAACGGUCGAAGAAAAUCGCAUGGAACUACCUGAGGAAUUUCAAAAAAAAAAAAAAAAACCAGAGAAGUUUACAAACAAUUUCCUAAGAAAAUCACAAAGAAAUUUCUAAAAAUGUUUUUUUCUUAAUUUUAUUUCUUGAAAAAAAACUAUUUUUUUUUUAAUUUUCAAUGAGGAGUUCUUGCAUUCUUGAAUAAAUUAUUGGAGAAAUUUCUUAAAAAUCUUCGAAAAAAGUAAAAGUGCUGAAGUAAUUAUAUAAAUACAUGAAGAAAUCCUUGCAUGAAAGAAUGCCCGAAAGAUAUGUUGUAAAAAACAAUAAUUUGUGAAAUACUUGGGGACAUCAGUUUAACCCUUCAGGACGCGUGUCGUUGUAAAAAGUACAACAAUGCCAAAAAAACCUCGCUCGUCGUAUACAGCGCAAGCACAGUGUAUUUUUAGGCUCGAACAGGCGCGCGUCCUGAACGUUUAAGUAAGAAUAAAUGAAAGCAAUUGAGGAAAUUCUAAGAGAAUACUUUAAUAAAUUUUGAACGAAUCUUUGGAGAAAUCGCAAGAGCAUUUAUUGGAUGAACUACUAAAGACAUCUUUGGAAAAAUUCCCGAAGAAAAUUUGGGAGGGAUUUCUAAAGGCCUCUUUGAAGGAAUUUCUAUAAAAUUUUGAAUAAAACCUUGGAAGAAUUCCUAAAGCGAGUCCUGGAAAAGUCCCAAGAGUAAUCCUCGGUAGAAUUCUUGAAGAAAUUGCUAAAUAAAUUAAACAAGGAAAGCUUUAACCGAUUGAUGAAACCCUUGCAGUAGUUUCUAACAAGAUCCUUGAAGGAAUUCUGAAAGAAUUUUUUGAUAAUUUUCGAAAGUUUUGUUUUGGAGAAAUAUUUAAGAAAUCCUUGGAAAAAUUCCCGUAGGAAUUCUAAAAGCGAUUCCUGAAGAAUUCCCUAUGGAUAUCCUCUAUGAAAUCUUAAUCUUGCAUGAUUCACUUAAAAUAUGCUUCUAGGCAUUCUUAAAGAAUUCCUGAAGAAAGUAGCAAAACAGUCUUAGGAGGAAUCCUUGGAGUAACAUGAGAUUUUUUUUAUUUGAUAAGAUAGGGCAUCUGUUCCUUUACUAUUUAGGCAUAUACGAUCCAAUUUUCAUCCAUCUCAAAUCAAAGGAAUGAAGCGCUUUUUGUCUUGUUUCUUUUUUUUUGUAUUUUUGCUAGAAGUGAGCACGAAUGAUAACAAAAAUUACGAAAUCAUCGGUUCCGUAAUCGCUUUGUUUUCGAAUAGAAUUCAUUCGCGAUUGUAGGAUUAUUAAGGGCAUGUUGACCUUACCAGGAAUUCUCAGAGAUUUUUUUAAAAGAUUUUUUCGGAGUAAUUUCUAGCUGAAUGGUAAAAGAAGGUCUCGAAAGAAUUUUGAAAAAUCACAAUAGAUUUUUUUAAAUAGUGCCCAGAGAAAUGUUAGCAAAAAUUCUGCAGGAAUCCUUGGAAAAUGUCCUUGAGUUGAUGAAUAUUGGAGAAUUCGUUGGAGGAAUUCCAGAAGGAUUUUUCGAAAGAAUUUCUGCAAAACUCCUACGAAGUUACUCUAAGAAUAUUCUUAGAGUAACUUCUGUAGGAAUCCUUGGAGAUUAAAAAAAAAUAUCCAACGGAUUCUUUGGGACUUGAAGAACCCUUGCAGAUAUUUAUCGAAACAAGCAUUCUUUAAGGAAUCAUUGGAGGAAUUUCUGAAAAAAAUCCUUGGAAUCCUUGUGAGCAUAACGUGAUUUUAUUGCGUUUCAAUUCCUUUGUGUUCCCGGUUAAAUUAACUAAAUAGUUUUAAUUUCCGUGGGUAGAAUGACAAUUCAAUCGAUAAAAUGACAGUUCACCCCGAACAAAAAAAAAUCCCCAUACAAACUUUAAAUGGAUUUUAAAAAUAGUUCCCGGGCACCAAAAAUGAUGAAAUUUUGGAUUUCGACUAUUUUGUAGACGGAGAUUCCGAUUAUGAAAUAAUCGGGAUACCCCUACAGAACCCGAUUCCGAUUUUAUUUUUGUGGUUCCAAAAAAAUCUUUGGGGAAUUGUUUUCUGUAAUCUUCUAAAUUAAUAAUCAGAGAUAUUAUUGAUAGAAACCCUGAUGGACUUCCUGAACAAAUGUUUCGAGAAAUACUCGAUGAAGCCUUUGCAAGAAUCUUUUGAAGUACUUUGAAGUAUUUUUGAAAACAUCCUCGGAGACAACACUAUAAGAACUCCUGAAGGAGUGCUUAUAGAAAUACUGAAUGACAUCCUUGCAUUAACGACUUGAUUCUUGAAGACAAAUUGUUCUUCAAGAAAGAUUUUUUUUAAAGAAAACGGUAAAGAAAUCUUUGAAGGAAUUCCUUAAAGAUUACUUGGUGUUAAUUUCGGGUUUUAUACUUAAAAGAAAAGCUCACUGCAGAAAGCGGACCACGAGGUGUAACCAACGCUAGAUUGAUCGGAAGGAAAAGUAUCCUUUUUAGGUUAAGUCACUGUUUCGGAGCUUGCAGAAAUACGUCCACUUCGUUCGGUGUCAGAUGUAGAAGAGAGCCCGACAGUCGUCGGAUUGUUUAUUCAAACCUUCGUGCUAUAAACAUUUGACAGAGAUCAAAUGCACUCUAAAUCCAAACAUAUGACAUAAUUUUACUUUAUACACGUUUAACUUUUAUAGUAGUCACUCUAAAAUUAUUUCAAUUGGCGGACGCAACAGUCCUUCCUCUUUUAGAGUUAUUCGAUUAACUAUUUUAGUUAUAAUAGAAAAGUAUUUCAAAUAAUAUUACAAAAUUUCUUCGAAUAAUUGUUACAAUUAAAAAUAUUUGAAUUCA